UGUAAACAAGCGGAAAAAUUUGUUACCUGGUUCUGGUGAAGCGUACAACGGUAAAAGUUCAGAUUAAAUCUUUCCUCCAUACGGCGAAUCCUCGAAGGUACAUUGGUAAAGUAAGCUAUGGUUGCUGUUCUGUGGUUUCUAAUCGUAUUAGUUGACGUAAGCAAGUCUCUUGAAUGCACCCAGCCUGUGUGGUCUGUGAAAGGAAAGUAUCUCAGAGGUCAUGUAACUUCGAACGUUAGUACUAGCGGCCUGGGCGACUGUAUGCUGGAGUGCUUCAGUGUUCCGCAAUGUAAAAGCAUCAACUUUCGGUUUAAGUACUUACUCUGUGAACUAAACGACGCCAGUAGAAACACACACCCAUGGGACUACAUUUCCAGUGAGGAGCAUGCGUACAGUGACAUCCAUCCUGAUAAGGUAGCAUUUCAGAGCCUGCAUUUGAACAUGACACCUUCAUGGCUUCAAGCCCAUGCUUCUUUCAUUGAUAGCAACAGCUCCUAUUCCGCAGCUGCUGACCAGAUAACAUUCAACGCAGGCUCUUUAAUGAAUGCAGCCCUUUUCAAAGUUGCUUUGCUGGCCGAUGGUGUGUUGACUGAAGGAACUUCGUUGACCGUUUAGAUGAC
This is a messenger RNA of Stylophora pistillata, 620 nucleotides long. RefSeq lists its product as uncharacterized. The record is from RefSeq and is a predicted model, not a curated record. NCBI's taxonomy places the organism in Eukaryota, Metazoa, Cnidaria, Anthozoa, Scleractinia, Pocilloporidae.